Messenger RNA from Juglans regia (Persian walnut), 3120 nucleotides. RefSeq names its product bromodomain adjacent to zinc finger domain protein 1A-like. The record is from RefSeq and is a predicted model, not a curated record. Bases 73 to 2943 code for a protein of 956 amino acids. The transcript is spliced from 4 exons. NCBI's taxonomy places the organism in Eukaryota, Viridiplantae, Streptophyta, Magnoliopsida, Fagales, Juglandaceae.
CUUGCGUAAUGUUCAUUGGCUCUAUCCUUUGCUUUUCAUUUUUGUUUUCCGGUGCUGUCUUCCUCCUCCCAGAUGGUGAGGGGAGGGAAGGUUGGUUGCAAGAGGAACUUCAACAGAAGGGUUCGUUCGAAAGACAAGGGUUCCGAUGACUCAGAUGAGGAUUAUGUGGUUUCGAAUGAAGAAAACGAGUUCUCAGAUGGUUGGGACGAGGAUUAUUGCUUUGCUGUAGAUGGGAAUGCAUCAGAAGAGAGUUAUGGAAGUUUUGUAAAAGAGGAGGAGGAAGAAGAAGAAGCGUACAAGGAAGACGACGACGAUGAUGAAGAAUAUGAUGAAGGAGAAGAAGAGGAGGAGGAGGUGAGGAGGGUUGUUGAACCAAAGGUCAGAUCAAAAGCACAAAAGGUUAAUUCGAGUCACAAGAAAGGUGGGGUGAAAACAGCAAGAAAGAGGGGAAGAGUUAUAUAUGAUGAGGAUGAAGAAUAUGAUGAAGGAGUAGAAGAGGAGGAGGAGGAGGAGGAAGAGGAGGAGGUGAGGAGGGUUUUUGAACCAAAGGUCAGAUCAAAAGUGCAAAAGGUUAAUUUGAGUUGCCAGAAAGUUGGGGCGAAAACAGCGAGAAAGAGGAGAAGAGUUAUAUUUGAUGAUGAUGAUGAUGAUGAUGAUGAAGAAUAUGAUGAAGGAGAAGAAGAGGAGGAGGAGGAGGAGGAGGAGGUGAGGAAGGUUGUUGAAUCAAAGGUUAGCUCAAAAGUGCAAAAUGUUAAUUCAAGUCACCAGAAAGGUGGGGUGAAAACAUCGAGAAAGAGGAGAAGAGUUAUAUAUGAUGAUGACGAAGAUGGGGAUGAGGAUUAUGAGGUUGAGGAGGAGGAGAAGGAUGACGAUUUUAUGCUGGAUGAAGAUAUUUGUUCGGAUGAAGAAGAGGAAUUGGGGGGGAGAAAGAGGAGAAAUAAUAUGAAAGUGGGCAAGAGAGGUUGGCAGGAAAAGAAUUCUUUAAGGGGUCAAAAGGGGAAGAGGAAAUCUAAAGUUUUGAAGAAGCCUUUGAGAAAGAAAAGAAGAAAGAAUGGUGGGUUGAGGAGGCAAGUGCAAUAUGAGAAUGGUUGCAAUGGUGGUAUUGAGUUCGUUAAUAAUAGAUCAAUUGUGAGAGAAAAGAGCAAGAAAAACCCGGGUCCAAAAAAGAGGAGGUAUAUUGCACGUUCAGAUUCAGAUUUCAUGUCUUCUGGAUCAUCAGAUUAUGACUAUACUCUUUCUGAGGAAGAGAAGCAUACCAUCUCUGAAGAAGAGAGACAACAAGUGAGAGAAGCCAGGGAGUUCUGUGGAAAUUUAAGAAGUAGCUUGAGGAGCUCAUCUUUACCGUGUGGAAUUCAGGAGGUCCGGGAUUUUCAUCAACAAAGAAAACCUCAGGUAGGGAAGGGUAAGGAGAAGUUAGAGGAACCUCUGGGAAAGAAGGGUAAGGAGAAGGUGGAGGAAGUGAGGACCGAGCUGGGAAAGCAAGUGUGUGGAAUUUGCCUGUCUGAAGAAGAUAACAGGAGAGCGAAGGGAACACUGGACUGUUGUUCUCAUUAUUUUUGUUUUGCUUGCAUCAUGGAGUGGGCAAAAGUGGAAUCUCGCUGCCCUUUAUGCAAGCAGAGGUUCAAGACAAUCAGUAAGCCUGCAAGGUCGACUGCAGGAAUUGAUUUGAGAGAAGUGCUGAUUCCGGUCCCCGAGCGUGAUCAGGUUUAUCAACCCUCUGAGGAAGAAGUCAGGAGUUACCUUGAUCCAUAUGAGAAUGUGAUUUGUACUGAAUGCCAUGAAGGUGGGGAUGAUGAUCUCAUGUUGCUGUGUGAUGUCUGUGAUUCACCUGCACACACCUAUUGCGUUGGUCUCGGACGGGAAGUACCUGAUGGUAAUUGGUAUUGUGAUGGUUGUAGACCCGUUGCUCUGGCAUCGUCAAGUUCCCAAGUGCAAGAUCAUAUGCCUGAUCAAAGGACUAGAAGCAACAUCAUGUCUAAUCGGCCACCACAAUUUGUAAAUGUAAGGGAAGGUUUAGAUCUCAAUUUAUUGUCCUCACCUCUUACAACAUUUUCCCAAGGAUUUGGGAAUCUUUCGUCCCCCAGACUUCCCGUUGGAGAUUCUCGAGCAGCUUCUCCAGUAUCUGGAGCAGGGGCACCAACUCUUUCAGGGAGACGCUGGAUACAUCGUCAAAUACAACAUCUCAUUUCCUUUAAUCGAAUGAAUUCUAUGGCUGGUAGAACUGAUGGGACUCCAGCGGCUAAUUCAAGAGACUUUUCAAGUUCUCAAAGUAAUCAAGAUCAAGACAGGGAUACUACAACUCAACACACAAGAACGCAAGAAAUGGGGUCAUCAUAUCAUACAUUCUUUGAGGAUAGGUUACAGGACAGUCCCUCUCCAUCAUUUCAAAAUAGGGAUUUCUUUUCCUCGAGAUUAAGCUUUUUAAGAAGGCAAUCAGCUCAAGACCAGACUAAUAUGACUACGGAAAGGUCUUCUUUGAAUGGAACGUUAUGGCCUGAACCUUCAGGGAUGGAUCCAAUUCCGGGUUAUGAGCAACUCCAAUACAACAGAUCAUCAAAUAUUGGGUCUGAUGGUAGUUUGUCACCUUAUACAGUUAGAGAGGGGAUCGAGCUUCACACGGCUAAAGAACAAGUGCAAUCUAUGGUUAGAAAACACUUGAAGAACUUGUCCCAAGAUAUUGAUUUAGGUCACAGUACUUUUAAGGACAUUGCAAGAAGUUCUACACAUACCAUAGUAGCUGCAUGCGGCAUCGAGCAUAGGAGGAGCGAGGUUUAUUGCCCUGUUCCUCCGCCAUCAGUCUGUUCCCACAUUGAAUUAAUGGCAGGUGGACAGACAAGUCUGAUGAAAGGUUGUUGCUCUUCUUGCUUCGAAUCUUUUGUAGGGGAUGUAGUGAAGAGGAUCAUGGACACAAAAAUGCCACCAUGGUUGAGUCUAGGCCUUUAGGGGUUGAAGCUGCCGGCAUGUCUUCUGCGCAACCUUUUUUUACUAAUGCUAGGAAUUAGAGAAGAAUCUGUGGAUAAAAGUGUUCAUAGUGAUGAUUCAUCGACAUUUAACAAAGAAAACUAUUCUUAUUGGAUCGUGUUAGUGUUAAUAUAUAGAUAGAAACUAAAUUUUCUACUA